AUGCUCAGCAUCGCUGUCCGCAUCGCACGUGGUAUGGGUAUUCACGACGAAACCACCUGUGCUAAGUUUACGGCUUUGGAAGCUGAGAUGCGCCGGAGAUUAUGGUGGUCGUUAAUAAUCUUCGACAAUCGAAUCAGCGAGCUUUGCGACUACAAGACUGCGUCACUAGCUCCUACUUGGGACUGCAAGACUCCCCUGAACGUGUAUGACUCUGAGAUUCGGCUGGAGAUGAAGACGCCAUUGGCGAUCCACGAGACACCCACCGAGGCAAUUUUCACCGUCGUGCGUAGCGAGCUAGCCGAUUUUGUCCGGCAUAGUUCCUUUCAUCUUAUGUUUACCAAUCCGUCUCUAAGUACUAUCGCCAAAGGUAUGCGGCAAGGCUCUAUUUCGGAAGGGGAUGAGCUGGAUGCCUUAGAAAAAACGAUAGAAGACAAGUACCUCGCCUUCUGCGAUCUAGAUAACCCGCUUCACUUUAUGACAGUUUGGACUGCGCGAGGUUACCUUGCAAAAAUCCGUAUCCUAGACUAUUACUCGAAGCACCUAACGUCGACAGCGCAACCGACGGAGCCGCAACGCAACACCACCAUCUCCUCGGCCCUGAGAAUGCUCGAGUGUGACACAAAUCUCACUACUUCGCCUCUAAUUAAGGGGUACCGUUGGCUAAUUAGCUACCACUUCCCGCUGCCAGCAUAUAUCCACCUUCUUCAAUGCCUGAAGAAGCGGCCCAAUGACGACAGGGCCGAAAAGGCCUGGGAAGCAAUGAGCGACAAUUAUAAAGCUCGAUUCAUGAGUUCGGAAGUCAACGAGGCCUUUUCUCAGGUUUUCUUCCGAAUUGUUCUCCGGGCCUGGGAGGCGUUGGAAGCGCUAUCGAUACAAGAGGGCAAACCUCUAGUUCCGCCAUUGAUCGUAUCAGAUAUUCGAGACAGAAUAUUGCAGAUGAAGUUAAAUCACCCCCAAGACAGCGAGUUGGAACAAUUGGGUGGGGUUACAGGUACUAACAACGCCGACUUAUUUCAAAUACCCGCACCCAUGAACUUCAAUAGUGGUUACGACCCGUCAUACAACACGAGAGAACAUGACUUCUCCGCGAACACGGGACUCUGGAACAGCUCUAACAUAUCAGCCCAAGCUACGACGGACAUCAUGAAUUUUGACGAUAUCGAUUGGACGAAUAUAGGCUGGAAUCCUAUGUGA
Messenger RNA from Daldinia childiae, 1194 nucleotides. RefSeq names its product Zn(2)-C6 fungal-type DNA-binding domain. The coding region runs from base 1 to 1194 and encodes 397 amino acids. NCBI's taxonomy places the organism in Eukaryota, Fungi, Ascomycota, Sordariomycetes, Xylariales, Hypoxylaceae. The transcript has a single exon. The record is from RefSeq and is a predicted model, not a curated record.